Messenger RNA from Exophiala aquamarina CBS 119918, 1464 nucleotides. RefSeq lists its product as uncharacterized. The coding region runs from base 1 to 1464 and encodes 487 amino acids. Lineage: Eukaryota; Fungi; Ascomycota; Eurotiomycetes; Chaetothyriales; Herpotrichiellaceae. Gene Ontology annotation, cellular component: U2-type post-mRNA release spliceosomal complex. The transcript has 2 exons. Gene Ontology annotation, biological process: spliceosomal complex disassembly. The record is from RefSeq and is a predicted model, not a curated record.
AUGGCAACACUCUUCUCGGCCCGGCGGAAACCCAAGCGCAUAGCGCGAGACGACCCAGAACCAGCGCAGGCCGAUGUGGACGAAGACACCGGACCCGUCGUGCGACGACCCACCACGAGCAAUGCACCGAAGAAUAAGUCGAAAUUACGGGUAUCCUUCAACCCUGGCGACGAAGGCGAGGAUGGUCGUGAAGGCCGCCAUACUAGUGGUGAAGAGACGCAAAGAGACGCAUCGACCCUGUCGUCCAGGACGUCCCGACUGGGCCUCUCCAGUGCGGCGCAAACUUUACAAAAUCGAGUGGCGACAACGCGAGAUACUAUGGCGGACAGUAGCGAGGGACAGAAUCACGAAAGACCCACGUACAGCAAGGCAUAUUUAGACGAGCUACGCAACUCGACACCGUCUACUCCGCGCGAAAUCUCGUCCGGAGACAGCCCCGGUUUCGACCUAGUAGAGGCAGGUACCAGCACCGGCGACAACACCCUCGACCUGGCCAGCAAAUUCGGCCCUUCGGCCCUGUCAUCAUCUUCACGUAUCCCAACGGCUGCAGAGAUCCGUGAGAAGAAAGAGCGGCGGGCGCGCCUGGCGAAAGAACGACUCGCCAGCAAUACCAGCUCCUCCAAAACCAACGACAACGAAGACUUCAUCCCCCUCGAAGCAUACGACUCUGACGGAGAAUUCAAGCCGCGCGCUUUACAAGUGGGUUCGUACCUGGCCCCAGCUCGAGAAGCCGACACACGGCUCGUGCAUGACGACGAGGACAUCGCUGAAGGCUUCGAGUCGUUCGUCGACGACCCGGGGCGGGUGACACUCUCCAAAAAGGCGCUGAAGGAGCAAUCUAAACUCGACCGCGAAGCGAUCCGCAGCAUGAUCGACGAGGCCGAAGGUUCUGACGACUCGGAAGGGGGCUCCGCAGCUGGCGGAUCAGACGACAGCGACUACGCUCGACACCAAGCGUACGAGGCGGCGCAGACGCACCGGGGUAUGGAUGGGCUGACUGGACACGCCGCGCACAGGCGGAUCGCGGCACGACCAAGACAGCCGCGCGAGACGACCGCUAUCCCAAAGCUCAGCGCCGGGCUGGCGCGGCUGCGCGAGAUGGCGUCGAGGCUGGGGUAUGAGCGCGCGCGGAUCGAAAAGCGGCGCGCGGACAUCCGGCGCGAGAGAACCGAGAUCGUCGAGAGUCAGGUUCAUAUCCAGACCAGUUUAGAGGAGGCAGGGAGGGAGUUGGAGCUGGUCAUGCUGCAGCAGCAAAAGCAGCAGGAGGAGCAGGGGAAUUCGCGAUUAGCAGCGGUGAGGAAUGGGUUGGAGUCAGGUGCGAGUCAUCUACGACCUUCAAAUGACCAUGGCAUGGGGGCGGGCUCUAUCGGUGGUGGCGGUGCUACGAAUGGUGCUACGCAGCAGAAUUUGGUUCAAGGAAGGGGAUUGGAGUCGUUUGGGAACUCUAGUGAGCAGCCCACGUAG